AUGGAAUCGCCCGUUCGCUCGGUGGAAACUGGAGAAAACGGGAGCGGGGCCGGGGGCGGUGGGGCGAAUCAGCAGCAGCAGCAGGACAAGGCGACAGCAGCGGGUCAGGCCGGGGCCGGCGGGGCAGCGGCGGCGGAGACCUCGCCGUCCCAGCGGUUUGAGGCCAAGUCGUACCUCGAGCGGCAGGUGGAGGAGCUGUCGUGCGCGGACGAGGACGAGGCCCAGGAGAAGGUGUCCCAGCGCCUCCAGCUUAAGCAGGACCAGGCCCAGAAGAAGAGGUACGGGACUUUUCUUCCGUCUUUCUUCAACGAAAACAUCCGAGAGAUGAAGCGAAAAAUAUCAUACCAAAAAAAAUGGGGAGAGAGGGCUUUGAUGUGGCACCUUGUGGCUGUACGGUGGCAAUCCAUCUAUGAUGCUAUGUGA
This is a messenger RNA of Ectocarpus siliculosus, 423 nucleotides long. Lineage: Eukaryota; Phaeophyceae; Ectocarpales; Ectocarpaceae. The record is from the annotation of a GenBank genome assembly.